Molecule: messenger RNA, 1569 nt
Organism: Neogale vison (American mink)
Lineage: Eukaryota; Metazoa; Chordata; Mammalia; Carnivora; Mustelidae
Gene: ACP5
Product: acid phosphatase 5, tartrate resistant
Exons: 6
Coding region: 235-1242 (335 amino acids)
Biological process (GO): bone resorption
Molecular function (GO): ferrous iron binding; ferric iron binding; acid phosphatase activity
Source: RefSeq, a predicted model, not a curated record
CACAAACAGCCAGCCUCUGCUGGCUGACCUGGGGCAGGUCACCUCACCUCCCUGAGCCGGUGACCUCCGCGUGAAAAGAGGGCCCCCCAAUUGGCCCAUCGUGAGUGUGCAGGGGACAAGUCAGAGCGGAAGGAGGAAGGCAGGGAGGGAAUAAAGGCUCGGUGACCCACCAGUUCUGCCCAGGAGCUCACCUGCCUCUGAGCCCCCGGCUGACUGCCUUGUGCCUCCCCCAGGAUGGACACACAGACUGUGCUGCUCAUCCUGCAAGCCUGGCUGGUGCUCCCCCUGGCUGAUGGAGCCAACCCCGUCCUGCGCUUUGUGGCCCUGGGUGACUGGGGAGGAGUCCCCAAUGCCCCAUUCCACACUGCCAGGGAAAUGGCCAAUGCCAAGGAGAUUGCCAGGACCGUGCAGAUUCUCGGUGCAGACUUCAUCCUGUCCCUGGGGGACAAUUUCUACUUCAGUGGGGUGCAGGAUGCCAACGACAAGAGGUUUCAGGAGACCUUCGAGGAUGUGUUCUCUGCCUCUUCCCUCCGCAAUGUGCCCUGGUACGUGCUGGCUGGCAACCACGACCACCUGGGGAACGUCUCGGCACAAAUAGCCUACUCCAGGAUCUCUCAGCGUUGGAAUUUCCCCAGUCCUUACUACCGUCUGCGCUUCAAAGUCCCACGGUCCAACGUGUCCGUGGCCAUCUUCAUGCUGGACACGGUGACGCUGUGUGGCAACUCAGAUGACUUCCUCAGCCAGCAGCCCGAGAGGCCCCGGGACCCGGCGCUGGCCCGCACACAGCUGGCCUGGCUCAAGAAGCAGCUGGCAGCGGCCAAGGAGGACUAUGUGCUGGUGGCCGGCCACUACCCCGUGUGGUCCAUCGCUGAGCACGGGCCCACCCGCUGCCUGGUCAAGCAUCUGAUGCCUCUGCUGGCCAUGUACAAGGUUACCGCCUACCUGUGUGGCCAUGACCACAACCUGCAGUACCUUCAGGAUGAGAAUGGCGUGGGCUACGUGCUGAGCGGGGCCGGGAACUUCAUGGACCCUUCGAAGAAGCAUCAGCGCAAGGUCCCCAACGGCUACCUGCGCUUCCACUAUGGGGCCGAGGACUCGCUGGGUGGCUUUGCCUACGUGGAGAUCAGUCCCAAAGAGAUGAGCAUCACUUACAUCGAAGCCUCGGGCAAGUCCCUCUUCAAGACCAGACUGCCAAGGCGAGCCAGGCCCGAGCGCCCACGAGUCCACCACCCUAAGGCCUGAGCCAGAGGAACCUCCCUGCCAGGGGGUGGGUGGGCUCUGCUGGGACCCGUGCCCAUGGGCAGGCUUUCUCACAGGCCUGCCAGGCCGCAGCGGAGCAGGGGUAGAACCACAGACGAGGAGCUGUGGUCCCUGGUGGCCCUUGUGACAAAGACGCCCACGUAUGUGGAAAACACAGGGACACGUGUACCAGCUGGAGCGCUGCGCCCCCGUAGCCGGGCUGGUGCAACCCAAGCUCUGGGCAUGGGGGGCAGGGAGGGAAAGCCUUCUCCUGAAUCGAGCAUCUUUCUGUCACUGCCGAAUAUUCAAUAAAAGAACAGUUGCACUGGC